Messenger RNA from Lagenorhynchus albirostris (white-beaked dolphin), 1242 nucleotides. RefSeq names its product methyltransferase like 27 (gene METTL27). The record is from RefSeq and is a predicted model, not a curated record. Gene Ontology annotation, molecular function: S-adenosylmethionine-dependent methyltransferase activity. Lineage: Eukaryota; Metazoa; Chordata; Mammalia; Artiodactyla; Delphinidae.
GCGCCCACCCACCCCGCUGGCGUGUCAGAUUGGUGGUGAGUUCUGAACCCCUACCACCUAAGGGGCCCUUCCGCCCUGAAAUCCCGCUCGCGUUGGCCGACAAGGAGGUGGGGCAGGUCCUCCCUCCCGCCGCGGGGAACACCCCUUCCAGCAGCCCUGAGUCCCCAGGUGUCCAGCCUCGCCCUCCCUGCGCUCAGUGUCCCCACCCCCACCCCCAGUGAAAUGGGAUUGCAUUGUGCCGGUGGCCGGGAGAGGCCCCCUCCUGACAGCCUCCUCUGCUGGGCAUGAUGGGUGGGAGGGAGGUGAGACUGAGGUGGGCCUCAGGACACGGAAGCCGUGUGCCACAGGAGGAUGGCUCUGGAAGAGGGCCGGAGCCUGCCCGAGGUGCGGGCGCGAGUGGGGGCUUCGCAUGGCAUCACCGACCUGGCCCACAAGCUUCACUUCUAUGACCAAUGGGCUCCGGAUUAUGACCAGGACGUGGCCGCCCUGCAGUACCGCGCUCCCCAGCUCGCAGUGGACUGCCUCACCCAAGCCCUUCCAGGUCCACCCCACACUGCCCUGAUCCUGGACGUGGCCUGUGGUACUGGCCUAGUGGCUGCAGAGCUGCAGGCUCGGGGCUUCCUCCAGCUGCAUGGGGUGGAUGGGAGCCCAGGGAUGCUGGAACAGGCCCGGGCCCGUGGCCUCUACCAGCGCCUCAGCCUCUGCACCCUGGGUCAGGAGCCUCUACCCAGCUCUGAAGGGACCUUCGACGCGGUGCUGGUGGUGGGUGCCCUCAGUGACGGCCAGGUGCCCUGCAGUGCCGUACCUGAGCUCCUGCGGGUUACCAAGCCAGGUGGGCUGCUGUGUCUGACCACCAGGACCAACCCAUCCAACCUGCGUUACAAAGAGGCGCUGGAGGCCACCCUGGCCAGGCUGGAGCAGGCCAGGGCUUGGGAACGCCUGGUGGCCUGGCCGUGGACCAGUGGGAACUGGCCACCUCCGAGCUCGAGGUGGGGCCUGGCACCUCUGACAGCGACGGCUUCAUCUCCGGCAUCGUCUACCUGUACCGAAAGCAGGAGGCAGCCCAGGCUGAGGGAGUGAGGCCCAGUGCCUAGCCCCCAGCUGGCCUCCGAGCCUCCAUGAGGCCUCGGCCAGGCCCAUGGUUGGGCCUCCUCUGCUUUGCCUGUAAAACGAGGCCGCUGCCCAACCCUGCCCCUCAGGAGAGCUAUGCCUAUUAAAUGAGUCCCAGAAGCGGCAGCAGAA